AUGGCCAAUCCCUACUUUGAUAUCCUGUACACUGACGCGGAAGGCCAAGAGGAACCCUGGGGUCGCAUUGUAUUCAAGCUCUAUGAUGAUAUCGUUCCCAAAACAGCCGCCAAUUUCCGCGAACUGGCAACCGGCGAGCAUGAAUUUGGCUAUGCUGGGUCGAAAUUCCACCGGGUGAUUGCUGGCUUUAUGGCCCAGGGUGGUGACUUUACCAGAGGAAAUGGAACGGGUGGAAAGUCAAUCUAUGGUGAUCGAUUCGCUGACGAAAACUUUGAUGUUAAACACGACAAACCAUAUCUGUUGUCCAUGGCCAAUGCUGGCCCCAAUACGAACGGAUCCCAGUUCUUCAUUACCUUCGUACCAACACCUCAUCUGGACGGCAAGCACACAGUCUUCGGCGAGGUUUUGAGUGGCCACGAAAUAAUCGAACAGAUGCAAAGCAAGAGUCUGGACAAUAGCGGAGCCACCGAUGGUGUCAUUCAAAUCAUUGCCUCAGGAGCAGAGUGA
Penicillium macrosclerotiorum is the source of this 507-nucleotide messenger RNA. Its product is annotated as Cyclophilin-type peptidyl-prolyl cis-trans isomerase. The transcript is spliced from 4 exons. Bases 1 to 507 code for a protein of 168 amino acids. NCBI's taxonomy places the organism in Eukaryota, Fungi, Ascomycota, Eurotiomycetes, Eurotiales, Aspergillaceae. The record is from RefSeq and is a predicted model, not a curated record. Gene Ontology annotation, biological process: protein peptidyl-prolyl isomerization; protein folding. Gene Ontology annotation, molecular function: peptidyl-prolyl cis-trans isomerase activity.